Messenger RNA from Closterium sp. NIES-67, 2145 nucleotides. NCBI's taxonomy places the organism in Eukaryota, Viridiplantae, Streptophyta, Zygnematophyceae, Desmidiales, Closteriaceae. The record is from the annotation of a GenBank genome assembly.
UCUGACGUCUCGAUCAGGCCUGGCGGCGGCGUGGGGGAGCCGUGGUAUGGUCGUGUCCUGGUGCUUUUCCAUUACCAGGAUGGGGAGGUGGAGAAGCGCGGGGCGUUCAUCCAGUACUACACCGAGGCGCAGAAGCCUUGCCCCAUCACCAGGUGCAAGCGCCUGACGCCAACCUUGGGCAUCGACAACUAUGCCGUUGUGGACGUGGACAGCAUCCUGAGCCUUGCACAUGUGGUUCCGUGCUGCACGGACCCGAAGUACCGGCUCGUUAACCGGUUUCUUUUCUGAACCACCGGUUGCGCUCUUAUUUAUGCAUGACUUUGUUUAAAUUGACCUUGUCUUAGAGGUUGACAAUUGACCAUUCAUCCCCUGGCAGGCCAUUCAUCCCCUGGCAGGCCAUUCAACCCCUGGCAGGCCAUUCACCCGCUGGCUGCACCUCAUGGGGAGCAACGCAGCCCCUCACUUCCUCUCUCCCCACCUUGCAGCUUGAAGCUCAAACAUCCAAAACAGAGCUUCCAUGCGGAAAGAGUCACUCUUGGCGGCCAGGGAGCGAUCCCGUGCCUUACUGGGGAUGCAAGUCGCAGCAGCAGCAUCGUCCACUCUCACCCACUCCGCGAGUUCCGCCACUCAUUCUGCACCGCCUCGCCGCCCACCGUCCGCUGCUCCGCCUAGACUUGCGCCAUCUCAGCCGCCCCUUUCCGCUCGCUCCUUCUUCCCCUUGACCAUGGCGCACGCUCUCUCCCGCCGCAUGCUUUCCCCCGCGCUGCCUUGGCUCGCUCUAGCGGCGGUGCUGAUGCUGGCGGGGACGGCAGGGGUGGCAACUUUGGGGGGGGCAGCGCCAGGUCGGGGGAGGUUUGAGGGCGGAGGGGGGGACUUUGUGCACAGCGAGGGCCCACGGGGAGGGAUUGUUGGGGAAGAGGCGGUGGCGGCAGAAGGGAGGGUGGGGGUGAGGCAGCAAUGGAUGAGACGGAUGCUGAGAGCGGGUGAAGGGGAGCGAGGGGAGAGAAACGAGCAGCAGGGCUCUAGUGAUGGCAUGGAUCUCCAUAGCACUGCUGCUGCUGCCCCUCCUGCUGCUGCUGCUUUUGUCGACCCUUCUGCUGCUGCCCUUGCUGCUGCUGCUGCCCUUGCUGCUGCUGCUGCAGAUGAGGCAGCAGUUGCUGCUGACGGUGGCAGUGGCAGCGGCAGUGUGUGGGAGGGCUGAGCAGUAUGCAGCUGGCCAACGCCUCCGGGUCCUCUCGUCCCUUCCAUCGGGUUCUCGCCUCGGGUGCCGCGGCAGUUGUGGCAGCACCAUUACAACCACCAACACUGCCCGCAGAGUGCAGGGAUGGCAGCGCCGAGAAAGCAGUGGUGGUGACGUUCUUCCGCUAUGACCAAGUUGCCUUCCCCAGCAACCGUCUCGUGCAACCCAAACACCCUUAUGAGGUCAUUCUGACCAACACGUGUCAGCAGCGGGCCAUCUCUCGCCUGAGCAUCAACAUCAACAGUGACAUAUUUCGCUCCUACGUCCUCAUUCCCUGCUUGCGCUUCAUUGGAUAUGGCAUAGAUAAACACAACCUGCUGUUCAUGGUACUCCCUCCCUGGGUGCACCCGACAACUCGGUGAUAAUCCCCCCGGGUGCCACUCUCAAGUUCAACACCACUGUAUCGCUCGACUGGUGGUACAACAUCACUGUUAUUGCUGCCGACUUCUCUCGUUAAGUCCCUGUACUCUAAGUCUACCAUUGCAGAUGGCUGGCGCUUUCCGACAAUUGUUGUUGUCAGUCAACCGCAUCUGACACUUGGGUUGGAGGACUGGCAUUGUCUAGUCUUGCGUGGAGUCAGAACGGCUUGCUACCAUAUUCUCGUCAAGAUUUUCCGCAGAAAAAAGUGGCAAGGUCUGGCACGAAAACCCUGUGGUAGGAAUGAGAAGCCUAUCGUCCAAAUCCCUGCAAAAGGAACGAACGAAUGGCAGGGUUUGUUAGAGUAGCGGGAAGAAGUGUGACUAGGAAGAGGGGAAGGGAACAGAGCUUAUCUUUGACUUUUCAGAACUCUGAUCUUCACCAGUACCUCUAGCCAACUCUGAAAUCCAGGGUGCCCUGGACCUGGAACUCUGAUUUGCCAGGGUUUUGUGCCUUGUCAGAAAAAAAAACCCUGUCCGCCUAGAAUU